ACGGCAGUGCUGCCAGUUUCCCCACUGUCUUCGGUUCGAUACGCCGCGAGGUCGAAGGUUACGAAGAAUUGAUCGAUAAGUUCAUCAGCCCGAACUUCCAAUUCGUGUCGGAUAGUGUUGCAUUCCUCACUGGUGGCACUGUAAAUUCACCUCUAGAGGGUGCAAAACGUUCUUCUAACUUCUGUAGCUCAAUGACACGAACGCGCAUAGCAUGGAAGAAUAUCUCGCGAGCUACGCGGAUCACUUGCCGCCGCCAACUUCAAGCCGAUUGAUUCACACUGCUCAUAGCUGUGACACUAUCACGACCUACUCGGAAUUCAUUGUUGGAGGUGUGCCGAUUCGGGCUUUCAACCUCUAUUUCGUGGAUCUUCCAAGUGCCAAAAUCGUCAAGCUCUACACCGAAAUCAACAACGGCGCUGCAAGAUACGCGAUCUGCAAGUUGAACUUAACCGCUUGCCCAACACAGGCCAAAUUUGAUGUCGGCAAGAAUGGACCAGCAUCCGGAUUCUCUGGAUGUCAGGCUCCACUCUGAAAGUGUCCACAACGAAAUAGCACGAG
Messenger RNA from Cercospora beticola, 558 nucleotides. NCBI's taxonomy places the organism in Eukaryota, Fungi, Ascomycota, Dothideomycetes, Mycosphaerellales, Mycosphaerellaceae. The record is from RefSeq and is a predicted model, not a curated record.